AUGGCCAGAUUUACACAGAGUGAAAGCAGAAGGCAUCAGCAGCAGCAACAUCAUCCCCAGCCGCCUCAUCCCGCCCACGUCAACCUGCUUCUACAGCAGCCGCUCUUACUUAUCCCUCAUCAGCAUCAGCUCGAUCACAGCCCGGUUCCGAAGCCCAUGAACGGUCCCGAAAUCGUCUCCAUGCACACAGACAGCGGCGCCAUGAAAGACCAGGACGCCAUCAAGCUCUUCAUUGGACAGAUACCGCGGAACCUCGAUGAAAAAGACCUGAAACCUCUCUUCGAGCAGUUUGGGAAAAUCCACGAAUUGUCUGUUCUGAAAGACCGAUACACAGGCAUGCAUAAAGGUAGCGUUUAUGUCGCCCCUGCGCAUUCCCUUACAGAUGGUCGUUACAUUGUAAUUAGGCUACUGUAUUAUUAAGAUGUAAUUGUCAUCCGUAUGACACGCAAUAGUCAUUCAAUUUGUGUUCCUUUUUGUGAUAGAUUGUCUCUCAUCAUCUAUUCUCUUUCGUGAUGUCUGUAAUGCAAUAAUGUGUUAGCCUACGCACCUUGUACUGAAAAGCCCAUAUGACUUGCAGAAUAAGGUUGGAUAUAGGCUUAACAUUAUGACUGUAAUUUCCCCAUAAUAAUAGCAUAUCUGUUUUAUUUUGGUUACACGCACCCACUACAUUGGGGUUCUUCUCAUCUCGAUGUCUUCUCUCUUUUAGUGCGUAGGACUAGCAUGUUCAUGUGAGUUCAUAUAAGUAAAAUGCAAGUUGGUCUCACAGCUAAAGGCUCGUUACACUUCCCAACACUUUUUUUCUUGCCCUAAUUAUUACACGCCAAUGUUUACAGUUUGCCCCAGCUGCGCGCAUAACAUAGCGUUUAUCCCCGCGCCAUCGCAGUGUCAUGAUGCAAACGAAAAUAGGGAUUAUUUUGCAGAACAUCGGAACGUGAAUUUUACCACGGUCACGUCUUUGCAUCACAUUGCAUAGGCAACGCAUACACGAUCAACAGGAUUUAGGCCUAUGUCAUUCAUAGGCUAGUUGGCCUUUCCUUUUCCAAUAUGGCAAAGUGUGUGGGUGUGUGUGUGUGUGUGUGAGAGAGAGAGAGAGAGAGAGAGAGAGAGAGAGAGAGAGAGAGAGAGAGAGAGAGAGAGAGAGAGAGAGAGAGAGAGAGAGAGAGAGAGCACUUAUGUGAGCAAGCUGCAUUCAUGUGUGUGUCUGUGAGUGUGUGACUAACCCUUGUUGGUCUGUUUUGAUUGACAGGUUGUGCGUUUCUCACCUACUGUGCCAGGGAGUCUGCCAUCAAAGCCCAGAAUGCAUUGCAUGAGCAGAAAACCCUACCUGGGGUGAGUACUCCACCGCCUGAAUACUGCCAGGGUUUUAUAUGGAAUGAGAGAUGGUGUGAAAGCUUUUCCCCAAAUACCUCUGGGAGUUGCCAAUUCCUUUCAGAUUGCGGAGAAUGAGAAAGAGGAUAGAGGAGAGUAG
Molecule: messenger RNA, 1468 nt
Organism: Coregonus sp. 'balchen'
Lineage: Eukaryota; Metazoa; Chordata; Actinopteri; Salmoniformes; Salmonidae
Source: the annotation of a GenBank genome assembly